AAGGCUGCGCUGACGCCGCGGCCUCGGGCGGGCGGGCAGCUGCGGCUUUUGUGCGGCGGCGGCGGCGGCGGCGGCGGCGGCGGCUGCGGCGGCCGAGGCGGCCGAGAAGGCGAGGCGGGGGUCGCGGGGUCGCCUGGCUCUGCCCAGCCCCGCGCAGCCGGCCCGCCCUGCCCUGCCCUGCCCUGCCCUGCGGCCGGGCCGCCGCGCCGCAUCCAUGUUUGAGUGCUGGGCUUCGUGUAUGUGACUUCACAUUCUCCCCUGAUGUGACGCUGUGAGCACUACCCCCCACUCUGGCCGGAGCACCCCGAGCAGCUCCCCGUCUCUACGGAAGCGUCUGCAGCUCUUGCCCCCCAGUCGGGCCCCACCUGAGCAGGACACAGGCACCAUGGUGGAGAAGGGCUCUGACAGCUCCUCAGAGAAGGGCGUGGUACCUGGGACCCCCAGCACCCAGAGCCUGGGCAGCCGGAACUUCAUUCGAAACAGCAAGAAGAUGCAGAGCUGGUACAGUAUGCUGAGCCCCACAUACAAGCAGCGCAACGAGGACUUCCGGAAGCUGUUCAGCAAACUCCCUGAAGCCGAGCGCCUCAUCGUGGAUUACUCCUGUGCCUUGCAGCGCGAGAUCCUCCUCCAGGGUCGCCUCUAUCUCUCGGAGAACUGGAUCUGCUUCUACAGCAACAUCUUCCGCUGGGAGACGACAAUUUCCAUCCAGCUGAAGGAAGUGACGUGUCUCAAGAAGGAGAAGACGGCCAAGCUGAUCCCCAACGCCAUCCAGAUCUGCACCGAGAGCGAGAAGCACUUCUUCACUUCCUUUGGGGCCCGGGACCGCUGCUUCCUCCUCAUCUUCCGCCUGUGGCAGAAUGCGCUGCUUGAAAAGACGCUGAGUCCCCGUGAGCUCUGGCACUUGGUGCAUCAGUGUUACGGCUCAGAGCUGGGCCUCACCAGUGAGGAUGAGGACUACGUCUGCCCCUUGCAGCUGAACGGUCUUGGGAGCCCAAAAGACGUGGGAGAUGUGAUCGCCUUGAGUGACAUCACCCCCUCGGUGCCCGCAGACUGCAGCCAGGAGCCUAGCCCAGUGGGCUCACGCCGAGGCCGACUCAGCCAGGAGCCUAGCCCAGUGGGCUCACGCCGAGGCCAACUCACCCCCAACCUUUCCCGGGCCAGCAGCGAUGCAGAUCACCUGGCCGAGGAGGACAAGGAAGAGCAAACAGACAGCCAGCCAGAUGCCUCCUCCAGCCAGACAGUGACCCCAGUGGCUGAACCCCCAAGCAGAGAGCCCAGCCCGCCUGACGGGCCCACAUCCCCGGGCCCUUUGGACCUGCUGCCCAGUGAAGAGUUGUUGACGGACACAAGUAAUUCCUCCUCUUCCACCGGGGAGGAAGCUGACCUGGGCGCCCUGCUUCCCGACCUUUCUGGCCGGCUUCUCAUCAACUCAGUCUUCCACGUGGGUGCGGAGCGGCUGCAGCAGAUGCUCUUCUCAGACUCACCCUUCCUGCGGGGCUUCCUGCAGCAGUGCAAGUUCACAGAUGUGACCUUGAACUCCUGGAGUGGGGACAGUAAGUGCCACCAGCGCCGAGUGCUGACCUACACCAUUCCCAUCAGCAACCCUCUGGGCCCCAAGAGCGCCUCUGUGAAGGAGACACAGACGCUGUUCCGGCGUGGCCCACAGGCAGGUGGGUGUGUGGUGGACUCAGAGGUGUUGACGCAGGGCAUCCCCUACCAGGACUACUUCUACACUGCCCACCGCUACUGCAUUCUGGGCCUGGCUCGAAACAAGGCCCGGCUGCGUGUGUCCUCUGAGAUCCGCUACCGGAAGCAGCCCUGGAGCCUGGUGAAGUCUCUGAUUGAAAAAAACUCCUGGAGUGGCAUCGAAGACUACUUCCACCACCUGGAGCGCGAGCUUGCCAAGGCUGAGAAGCUGAGCCUAGAGGAAGGAGGGAAGGACGCCCGGGGACUGCUGUCUGGCUUGAGACGACGGAAGCGGCCUCUGAGCUGGAGGGGUCAUGGUGACGGCCCCUCACACCCUGACCCCGACCCCUGUGCCCGGGCUGGCAUGCACACCUCUGGCUCCCUCAGCUCCCGCUUCUCAGAACCAUCUUUGGACCAGGGCUCGGGGGCCAGCAUCCCCAGCACCCUGGUUCUCAUCAGCAUCGUCCUCAUCGUCCUCAUUGCCCUCAACAUGCUCCUCUUCUACCGCCUCUGGUCCCUGGAGAGGACGGCCCACACCUUCGAGUCCUGGCACAGCCUGGCCCUGGCCAAGGGCAAGUUUCCUCAGACGGCCACGGAGUGGGCGGAGAUCCUGGCCCUGCAGAAGCAGUUCCACAGCGUGGAGGUGCACAAGUGGCGGCAGAUCCUGCGGGCCUCCGUGGAGCUCCUGGAUGAGAUGAAGUUCUCACUGGAGAAGCUGCAUCAAGGCAUCACUGUCUCAGACCCACCCUUCGACCCUCAGUCACGACCCGAUGACGGCUUCUCCUGAGGAUCCCUGGCCACAUGGCAAUCCCCCGAAGUGGACAGAUGGACACAGAGCCUCGGUGGCCACUGCUGGCACGGUGUGAGCACCGGGAGCCCCUCGCCCACCCCUUCCAGUGGCCCAGUGAGGGGCCACACAGACAUGGGGACCACAGAGCCCAGAUGCACUUUAGACCAGCGUACACCCAGCCAGCCACUGUUGCCUGCCCGCUGGGGGCUGACCUGACUGUUGGCAGGCCCUGCUAACUUAUUUUGCCCAGCUGGGGUGGUGGGGUGCACGAUUGCCUCAGUGCUGGGUUUACUGUAUUAUAUUUAUUUGGGGCUGACAGGGCCCUAAUAAAGGGUUGGAAAUGA
Messenger RNA from Erinaceus europaeus (western European hedgehog), 2820 nucleotides. RefSeq names its product GRAM domain containing 1A (gene GRAMD1A). Gene Ontology annotation, molecular function: sterol binding; sterol transfer activity. The transcript is spliced from 20 exons. The record is from RefSeq and is a predicted model, not a curated record. NCBI's taxonomy places the organism in Eukaryota, Metazoa, Chordata, Mammalia, Eulipotyphla, Erinaceidae. Bases 386 to 2473 code for a protein of 695 amino acids. Gene Ontology annotation, biological process: intracellular sterol transport. Gene Ontology annotation, cellular component: endoplasmic reticulum-plasma membrane contact site; endoplasmic reticulum membrane; plasma membrane.